AUGAUGCUUUUCUCAGUUUGUGUUGCUUUGGCAACGCUUCAGUUAGCAUUAUCGCAAGCUCCUGCUUGUAGCCAGAAUAUCACCGACAAUGACAUCAUACUACUCGAGAGUCCCGGCUACCCAAACAACUAUCCUGCCCAAUCCCAAUGUCUCUACAGGAUUUUAUUUACCCAGCCACGAGGAACGCAGAAAGUUGUACGCAUGUACGUCAGCAACUUCAGGCUCUACAAUCAACGCUUCAGUCGGGAUAUGUUUCGGUUGAAUAAUCGUAUCUACUACGGGGACGGUUCAUCUGAACCCACUGCCCUACAAAUUGGCAGGACUUACACAUUCCGCACAUACGAUGACGAGUUCGUUAUGGCAUUGGACGCACGGACAACCACCCCAACACAAGGGUUUGCGUUGGAGAUAUUCAUAGAACCGGGGGAUGGCUCAAACAAUAAAACAGAGGAGUGUGACGGCAGAUCAUGCAGUAACGGACGAUGCCACAGCUACGACGUUGUUGAACCUGGGCCUGGUUACACCUGUCUUUGUAGUCUGGGAAGCUCGGGACCAAACUGUGAACUUGGACCAAACACCCACGAUUGUCCAAAGUAUUACGAAGGUCGAGAGGGAGUAAUUACAAGUACCAAUUAUCCUGGCACCUACCCCGACUCUCAUCUCUGCGAUAUGCUCAUCAUGGGUCUCAAGCCGGGAGAGUUCGUAACGCUUUUUGUGGAAGAGUUCAGAACGGAGAGAAAUUAUGACUUUUUGUAUACCCAAACUCAAAGUGAACGGUACCAUGGAAACGGUAGAUCUGACACAUCAGCUAUGCAGAUCGGACAAACCUAUAUAUAUGAGGUGGUCGGAGACACAUUCAGGCUCCACUUCAGUACUGACGGGGACACAAACUUCAUUGGCUUCAGGCUUCUCUAUAAUGUAUUUGGUGAAAGUGAGAGAGAGAAUUUCACCAGUAAUCCAGAAGUUGGGAAUACCAACAAAGGGACAACAUUUUCCAUUGCCUUCCUGACCCAGCCUGAGUUUUCCACUACCGGGGAGACAGAAAUUUUUAUCACAUCGGAAGCAGUUGCUAGCGUCGAGGUGUACAGUCCAUUCACUGGCGAUACGAUGAACUUUACGUUAAUUCCAGAAACGUUUGUCCGUGUAGAUAUGCCCAACUUCAUAAGAUUAAUAAAUGGUACAGAGAACAAGGGGAUCCGUAUAAGAUCUGAUGUCAACAUCACCGUGUCUGGCUUCAAUACGAUUACAGACGGAGCCGAUUCUUUCCUCGCCUUACCCCACGCCCUUCUCGGAACACAGUAUAUCGUGCCCUGUUAUGCUCCAUUCAGCAUCUACGACUCAACGAUUGCUGUAGUCGCCACAGCUGACGACACGACCGUUUGGUUUGCAAGAAAGGUUGGUCAGGACUAUGACUACGAUAAUGCCUUGGAAGUGAGAUUGAAUGACUUGCAGACAUAUCUUUACGCAGCCGAAAGUGAUCUCACAGGUACAAUUGUAUACUCCAACCGUCCAGUGGCGGUCUUCUCAGGAGCAGAAUAUACACAAGUACCCGCUAAUGUAAAUUACUUUGGCCACUUAGAAGAACAAAUUCCUCCAGUUCAAACUUGGGGCUAUGAUCAUGUGGUUGUGCCUGUACCGGGGCGCUACGGGGGCGACAUCAUCAGGGUAAUCGCUGCGGAAGAUGGAACCAUUGUUUCUCAACCUAACGGCUUCACACAGACGCUAGUUCAGGGAGGCUUCGCGGAAUUUGACAUCCCAUCUGAUAUUGCUCACUUCAUCAAGUGCUCAAGAAGGUGCAUGGUUGUACAAUACAACAAAGGUCGACUCGCAGACAAUAACCAGGGUGGUUCUGGUCCCUUCAUGUCCAUUGUCCCUAGCGUUUCACAGUUUGUGCAGAGUGACCAAUUCCAAGCCCCUGAUACAUUCGACGAUAAAGAAUACACAAACUACGUUAGUGUUGUAGUAAACAAGGACAAGACGGUAGGAAUGCUAUUCAAUGGUGAAAACAUUACAGAAACUGGCGCUGUUUGGAGAGACGUUCCAGGCUCUGAUUACGCCUUCACCAGUUUCAAUGCCGGUGCUAUGACCAAUUCUAUCAGACAUACCGAUGUGAAUGUGAAACAUUUAGCGAUGUUAUCAGGGCACUGUUCCACGAACGGUUAUGGGUAUCCCCUUGGAAUGUCGUUGGAUAAUAUAGCGGCUAAAGUGACAGAUGCCCCCAAGACUACGCCAAGUCCGACGUUACCGACCCAGAACGGCACCGAGAUAUGUUAUUGCAAGUUUCGAAUAGAAAACAACGAAACUGCAGGGGAGGAAGAGCUUGGUCGUGUCUUGCAUGAUUUCCCUAAUAGAGUGGAACAAGCACCUGCAGGAUGUGAAACCUGCUGGGAUUUGUUGAGACAAUGUCCACGUGACUGCAAGUCUGACGCCAGGGCAUUCUGGGGGUCAGGGCUCUUUAACGUCGUUGUCGUAGAAGGACGAGAUAAAACCUUGGGUCAAUUAUUCUGCGAGCGUCAUUUCUAUCCAAUUUUACCGCCAGGCAGACGGAUAAAUACAUUCUACCAGGCAGGGGCCUGUGAUUUGGAAAUGGCCACUUUUGUACCGGACAUAACCGGCGAUCGUCUCUGCUGUAGUGAUACCAACGUUCCGGUCAUAGGACGUGUGCCUGUAUGGGAUGUCGACUGCACUGGGCAGAAUUCUACGAUGCAUUCCACUUCCCUGGCUAACGUUGUCCAAUCUGCCAAAGUUGCUUACAAAAAGAUGGGGCUAGACUCAGUUACAAUUAACAAGCACGUUAAGACGAUUCACAAGCAGACCAAAGUUAUUCACUAGCGAGAUAAAAUAAUGAACAAUUAUGAAUAAGGCUAAAUGAUCAAAACAAUGCCAUGUCUUUGCAUUAGAUGAAAAUAAAAAUGUUUUAUAAGCA
This is a messenger RNA of Owenia fusiformis, 2926 nucleotides long. The record is from the annotation of a GenBank genome assembly. Lineage: Eukaryota; Metazoa; Annelida; Polychaeta; Sabellida; Oweniidae.